Chelonus insularis is the source of this 2551-nucleotide messenger RNA. Its product is annotated as tetraspanin-33-like. Bases 254 to 1090 code for a protein of 278 amino acids. Gene Ontology annotation, cellular component: plasma membrane. The record is from RefSeq and is a predicted model, not a curated record. The transcript is spliced from 4 exons. Lineage: Eukaryota; Metazoa; Arthropoda; Insecta; Hymenoptera; Braconidae.
UUGAACUGUAAUGGUUGAUCAGUAGCGAACUGUCAGGUUGUUAAGUCCUGCUUGUUUUUAACUACAUCCUUAAUCUGUUUAUUUAUUUUUAUCUAAACGGAUGGGUCGUAUUUUGAAGGUUAAAAUUUCUUAAGACGUUCGAACACUAUGUAGAGUGAUACAAUAACACUAAAAGGUUUAAAAAGAGUGAAUGCCUGGAGUGCAGUGAGUCCAAUAUUUAUUGAAGUGGAUAUUCUGGAAGAAAAGGUGAAUCAUGUAUUAUAACCGGAGGCGUACAAAUAACUUCACGUAUGUGAGUUCAUGCGUUAAAUAUAUGAUAUUCAUCCUCAAUUUCAUAUUUUGGCUUUUUGGAGGAUUGUUGAUUGGCGUAGGUCUAUAUGCCUUUUAUGACAAAUGGCAAACUACUGGAUCAGUGAGAGUUGAAAAUGUCUACGAUGUGGUUUUAAAUAUUUCUCUUGUGAUGGCCAUAGCUGGAGGAGUAGUUUUUAUUGUUAGUUUUGCUGGCUGUGUUGGUGCAUUAAGGGAGAACACGUGUCUACUCAAAUUUUAUUCAUGGUGUCUCCUAGCAUUUUUCUUAUUGGAAAUGGGUGUUGCAAUCAUCGGAUUUGUAUUUCCUCAUACUCUUCAGUCUUUACUUGAAGAAUCAUUUACCGAUAAAAUCAUUCAAACGUAUAGAGAAGAUCCAGAUUUGCAAAAUUUUAUUGAUUUUGGUCAACAAGAGUUUAAAUGUUGUGGUCUUAGUCAAGAAGGAUACCUGGAUUGGCAAAAAAAUGAAUACUUCAACUGUUCAAGUCCUGGACGAGAAAGCUGUGGUGUACCCUUUUCAUGCUGCAUCAAUACUACAGAUAUUUCAAGUGGUUUGGUAAAUAUCAUGUGUGGUUAUCAAAUCCAAACACUACCAUCAUCAGAAGCAAGUAAGAGAAUUUGGAUCAGUGGAUGCAUAGAAAUCGUUCGUACUUGGGCAGAACGCAAUCUUUAUACAAUUGCUGGUAUCGCCUUGGGAAUAGCUUUAAGUCAACUAUUUGUAAUCUAUCUUGCCAAAACUUUGGAAGGCCAGAUCGAGAUGCAAAGAGCUCGUUGGCGAUCCUGAGGCUGACCCCAAGCCACCUUUCGCUAUAUAAUGGAUUCUUCCACCAGUAGACAGGUGGCCGGUGGUCGUACAAAUUAUCAAGAAUCUGAAAGUCGUGCAAAUGCGCGUAUGGCAAUGCUCGUCUUACUUGCGACAUCUCUGUACGUAUUGUGCAUAAUGUCGGUGGUCAGACUUGCUCUCUAUUUCAAAAGUUAUUUUUACAAGUAUCUUAAUCACAGCUAAAUUGUGAUGUUAUCAUUAACCUAAUGUCAAUGUACACUGUAAGAUUAUCUAAUACGGUACAUGUCUGAAUUUUAUGUAACUCAUUCAUUAGAUUAAUGUUUUGUCUUCUAAUUGAUAUUUUUAUCCUUAAUGUAAUUUACAAAGAGAUUUAUGGAGAAGUUUCAAAUGUUUUUUGAUGUUUUUUAAAAGGUAUUCUAUAGGGAUUUUAUUAGGUGAAAAGUUUUAACUUGUCUUUAUAAUGAUAAAUGUUUUGAUUGUCAUUUUCAAAUAUGUCUUUGAAAAUGUCAUAAUUUGAAUCAUGACAUGUAUGUUUAACGUACAAUUUUACUGCCAUCAAUUGAAUUAUGGUUGCUUAUGAUAAAUUAAUGUAAAAUGAUUCUUUCUAUUGUAGUUUAUAGGGAGAACAGCACACAUGAAAAAUGUAAAAAGUAUAAGUAAUUACUGUACUGUACUCGAUAAACAAAAUGAUAAUAAUUCAAAAGCUAUUUAAUAAUUGUAUUUUGUCAGAGAAAAAAUGCACUGAUAAACACGCACAUUGCUGCGACAAAAAAAAACCAUGUAAAACACUUGAAUUAUUUUCAAUUUAUAGAAACUGCAUGAUACUAAACUGGAGGAUGAUUAAAUCUUAUUGAGAAUGAUUGAAUUUUGAAGUAUGCGCCGAUCGAAAUUGACCAAUCUCUAAGAUAUAUCAGAUUUAUUUUUAUCAAAGUGAUAUGAUGAUAUUCGUCUUGAAAGGGAUACAAAUACUUCCCAGUACGAAUUGUCAAACUAUUAUCGUUGUGCUCUAGUGCUCGUGCACAAAAAUAUAGUACACCCAAGUAAUAUGUAAUAUUUAAGCUAAUGUGUACAUAAAUUCAAAAUGUCGUAAUUAUGGUAUUAAUUAAUAAUUUUUAGAAUUAUUUUGCAACAUUCAUGACUAAAGAUUAUUCGGAUAUUAUUUUUACAAAUAUCCCUUUUUUUAAAAAUGCAUCUGUAACUCAAUUAUAUAACUUUCGAAAAAACGUCCAGUGCCAAAAUCUAUUUAUCAUUAUUUUUUAUUGUAUUAUCAUUUAAUUAAAAAUCAUUUUAUAUCAUUUUAUUUGUUACUUAGAAUGUUCUGACAAUAAUGUUAUGUGAAUGCUUAGCUUUUUUGUCUUAAAAAAUAAGUAGACGAAAAAUUAUUGGCAUAUUUUUUAAUACUCAGUGAUAUAUAAAAAUAAAAAAAAGAUAUUAGAUAAGUCUUAUCACGAAUUCGUAUCA